Molecule: messenger RNA, 2750 nt
Organism: Haemorhous mexicanus (house finch)
Lineage: Eukaryota; Metazoa; Chordata; Aves; Passeriformes; Fringillidae
Gene: TRAF3IP2
Product: TRAF3 interacting protein 2
Exons: 11
Coding region: 494-2302 (602 amino acids)
Biological process (GO): positive regulation of canonical NF-kappaB signal transduction; humoral immune response
Source: RefSeq, a predicted model, not a curated record
GUAGUCUGAAUCACAGCUGAUUUAACAUUUGGCACCGACAAUAAGCGACCGAGGGCUGAAAGCAAGGGAUGACUUUCUCGACGAGGCACACCGUUUAGGAUUCACACCGGGCUUCCCCCUGAGUUAUUUAUCCGCUGCGCUCACGCAGAGGCCGCCCGGCUUCCCCCGGGAGAGGCGGCGGGCAUGGCCGGGGAGCCGUGAGCCUCCAAGUGUCACUCCCCCACAGAGGCUCUCCCGCCACCGCGCCGAGCCGUGCCUGCCUCUUCCACUUCCUGCUGCAGAGCCAGUUCUGCCGCUUACCUGGGAGAGGCAGGGAGGCUGUCGUAAAAGGAGGGAAAGCCGCCCGGCCGGCUGAGGAAGGAGCCCCGGGCGCGGCGGGGAGCGCGGGAGGCGCGCAGCCCUCUCGCUCUCCUGGGGCAGCCCAGCGCGAACCUCCCUCGCCCACAAGGAAUGGCCAUGGCCAGCAGCAGCUGGAUGUGAGCAGGAGAUCUGGAUGGCACCCCCUGUCUCCCUGGCAGAAGCAGAGGAAGAAGCUCUCUGGGUGUGGGAAGCCUCACAAGGAAGCUGGAAGCUGAAAAGAAUCACUGAGCACCCACCCACAAAGUUUGCUGAAAAAUCCUGGCCUUGCAGUAAGGCAGCUGACUCACUUCCGGUUCAACAAAAAACUUUGGAAAUGGCCUCUGCGUCAGGCACUUUUGUGGGUCGAAGCAUACCAGUCGAAGUGGAUGAAUCCGUGCCAUGGUCCCAGUUACCUGAACAUAUCUUGGAAAAGGCUUUGCAGCCUUCUGGAGAGGAUAUGGAGGAUGAGGAGGUCCAGAGCUCACGUGUUGCUCAAAGACCUCAGGCCAAUCCAUCUUGCCUUUGCAGAGCACCAGCACAUCAUCAUUCAGUGCUGUCCAUGAAGCCAUACAGCAGCUUGUGGUCAAAAUAUACUGAUCCUGAUGGAGGUGGACACUCCUGUUCCCCUGGUGAAUCAAUAUCAGGAGUAUUUCCCUCGAAGACACAUUCUAUAGCUAUGGACAAGCCAGGCAUGCAGUCAAGAGCACUGCUUUCAGGUGACACCAGGCACAAGUCCAGUAAAUCAGAGCAGAUCUUGUCUGAUGUUCCUGAGGACUCACUGGAGGAGAGCAGCCAAGGGAGUUCACAGUCACAGCAACCCUCAGGAAACAGACUCCUGGCAGAGCUGGGGACUGUAGAUACCGGGUACAACUCCCAGUCACAAGAUGUCAUGGGCAUCAGGCAUCUGGAGCCCCCCUUACCACUGGUGUCUGUGCUGAACCCCCAGGACCUCCCAGGACCACUGAUCUCCAGAGAGUUUUUGGGCCCUGAGCAUCAGCAGUGCCCUGUGUGCCAUCAUUUGCCCCAUCCCAACACGCCCUCACAAGCCCACGGCUGCUUCAGGCACCGCUGCCCAGCACAGCAGCUCCCCCCAGGCCCAUAUGGCAGAGUUCCUUACCAACAUUUUGCUGAGCCAUCGCAACCACUUCCUCCUGUUCCUGGACCUUGCAUGAGAGUUAUCCGCCCAGCCCAGCAAGUCAUCCCAAAUUACUCAAACCUCUGUGCUCCCAAAGGCACUGGAGAUCGACCACCCCAGAGGACAUGCUCCUCCCCUGGUCCUCCUCGAUUCCCAAACCAACUAUACAACCAGCUACCUAAUGGUCAGCUGCCCCCCAAGGCAUGUGGCCUGGAUGAAGCAUGUGGUUGUCCUUCUGACAAUUUUCCAUCUCCAGCUGCGGUCCCAAGACCUCUCAGUAACCCUGCAGCCAGGGGAACUCUGAGAACCAGCAAUCUGCCGGAGGAGUUGCGCAAGGUCUUUAUAACCUACUCAGUGGAUACAGCAGUGGAGGUUAUGAAAUUUGUGAACUUCCUGUCUGUAAACGGAUUUCAAACUGCUAUUGAUAUCUUUGAGGACACGGUGCGAGGUAUUGACAUCAUUAAGUGGAUGGAGCGCUACCUAGGUGAUAAGACGGUGAUGAUAAUCAUAGCAAUCAGUCCAAAAUACAAACAGGAUGUGGAAGGGGCUGAAUCCCAGCUGGACAGGGAUGAACAUGGCUUACAUACUAAAUACAUCCACAGGAUGAUGCAGAUUGAGUUUAUACAGCAAGGAAGUAUGAACUUCAGAUUCAUCCCUGUGCUUUUCCCAAAUGCCAAAAAGGAGCACGUGCCUACCUGGCUGCAGAACACUCACAUUUAUAGCUGGCCAAAGAACAAGAAGAACAUCCUUUUGCGGUUGCUGCGGGAGGAGGAAUACGUUGCUCCUCCAAUAGGACCUUUACCCACACUCCAGGUUGUGCCGCUAUGAACAUUAUAACUUAAAGCACAUGACGAGUGGUUGUUAAAGGGUUGUUCCUGGCAGGGAGCCAACACUCUUCCAGAUGGCUCUUUUUGAUGACAGAAGACACUCUUUCUGCUAAAGGAAUUGGUUGUCUUGGGUUACUCAGGCUCAGCUUGUUCUCUACCAUGUUAAACAUUUAUUUCCAAAGCUGAUGGGGCAGAACUCUCUUCUCCAGAUUUUUUAAUAAGCUACAAAUGGAAAGAAUGCCCACUUUUAUUUUAACAUCUGGUUUGUUUUAUUAGUCAUUAUAGCAAACAAAUACCAGAAAUAAUGUUGCAAUAAGUGUAAAAUAAAAAUUACAUCCUCCUUUUCGCUCAGGGUUUCUUUAAAGAUAUUCCUGCAUUGUAUAGCAUUACUGGACUAUCAAUUUGUAUAUAGACUAUGAAAUAUAUUUGCUUUUUGUAAGGCAAUCGUA